Messenger RNA from Salvia miltiorrhiza (redroot sage), 2318 nucleotides. RefSeq names its product cationic amino acid transporter 1. Gene Ontology annotation, molecular function: L-lysine transmembrane transporter activity; L-glutamate transmembrane transporter activity. The transcript is spliced from 3 exons. Gene Ontology annotation, cellular component: plasma membrane. Gene Ontology annotation, biological process: amino acid transport; transmembrane transport. Lineage: Eukaryota; Viridiplantae; Streptophyta; Magnoliopsida; Lamiales; Lamiaceae. The record is from RefSeq and is a predicted model, not a curated record. The coding region runs from base 307 to 2142 and encodes 611 amino acids.
UGAGUAAUACUAGGCAACGUCGUUGAGUUUUGAUGUUGCUGUCAUGGAUUUCGAUUGAUCCAAUAAACAAUUAAUCAAUUCCUCGUCGUUUUGCAUUUGCUUAUAUAUAAUACUGCAUACACACACGCGAUGUAGAAUUACUCGAAGUCUAGCUGCUAACGUCAAGCAUCUUCCGCCGGUCACUUGACUUUUUCCCAAUCGCCGAUUUUCCAUAUAAACAGAGUUAUUGAGCGAUAGAGAAAGCUGCAAUUCUGCUGAUUAUUGUUUUAGCGUUUAUUCGUUUUCAUUUAAGGCGCUGAGGAAAAUAUGGAGGGAGACGACAAAUCGGAGAGCUCAGGUUUGAGGAAGAGGAGGAUGUGCUCGUGCACAAAGGACGAUUUUCUCCCUGAAGAAUCGUUCAAGAGCUGGGGCAACUACGUGAGUGCAUUCAAACAGACUCCGGCCCGGCUGUUGGACCGGGUCACGACCCGGUCGAGCUUGGAGGCCGAGCUGGAGGUCAAGGCUCGCAGUGGUGGCCAGAUGAAGAAGACGCUUAAUUGGUGGGAUUUGAUAUGGUUUGGCAUGGGUGCUGUCAUCGGCGCCGGAAUAUUCGUUCUCACCGGACAGGAGGCUCACAACCACGCCGGCCCCGCCGUCGUGCUAUCCUACGCCUUCUCCGGCCUCUCCGCCUUGCUCUCGGUGUUCUGCUACACGGAGUUCGCCGUCGAAAUUCCUGUUGCGGGUGGUUCAUUUGCCUACUUGAGGGUGGAGCUCGGCGAUUUCGUGGCGUUCAUAGCCGCCGGAAACAUCCUUCUUGAAUACAUCAUAGGCGGAGCAGCGGUGGCGCGUUCAUGGACAUCCUACUUCGCGACGCUCUGCAACCACCAACCAGAAGAUUUCCGCUUCCAGGUAGACGGUCUAGCGAAAGACUUCAACCAGCUCGACCCCAUCGCGGUGGGCGUCAUCAUAGUCAUCUGCAUCUUCGCGGUGCUAAGCACGAAAGGCUCCUCCCGCCUCAACUACAUCGCCUCCGUCGUCCACAUGGUCGUCAUCAUCUUCAUCAUCAUCGCCGGCUUCAUCAAGGCCGACACCAAGAACUACACGCCCUUCGCACCGCACGAAGUCCGCGGCAUCUUCAAGGCCUCCGCGGUGCUCUUCUUCGCCUACGUGGGCUUCGACGCCGUCUCCACCAUGGCGGAGGAGACCAAGAAUCCGGCCAGAGACAUCCCCAUAGGCCUCGUGGGGUCGAUGGUGAUCACCACCACGAUCUACUGCGUGCUAGCGGUGGUUCUCUGCCUCAUGCAACCGUACGACGACAUCGACGUCAACGCGCCCUUCUCGGUGGCGUUCAAGAAGGUGGGGUGGGGCUGGGCUCAGUACGUCGUCGCCGCCGGCGCGUUGAAGGGCAUGACGUCGGUCCUCCUCGUCAGCGCCGUCGGGCAGGCUCGGUACCUCACGCACAUAGCGAGGACGCACAUGAUGCCGCCGUGGUUCGCCCGGGUCGAUCCGAAGACGGGGACGCCGAUCAUCGCCACCAUCGUGAUGCUCGCCGCCACGGCGGUGAUCGCCUUCUUCACGGAUCUUGGAGUGCUGGCAAACUUGCUCUCGAUCGCGACGCUCUUCAUCUUCAUGCUGGUGGCGCUGGCGCUGAUCGUGCGGAGAUACUACGUGAGCGGCGUGACGACGGAGGGGAACCGGAGGAAGCUGGUGGUGUUCCUGGUGCUGAUCCUGGCGUCGUCGAUCGGGACGUCGCUCUACUGGGGUGUGAGCGAGGACGGCUGGAUCGGGUACUGCGUGACGGUGCCGGUUUGGAUCCUGGCGACGGUGGGGCUGUGGCUCUUGGUGCCGCAGGCGCGCGCGCCGAAGCUGUGGGGCGUGCCGUUGGUGCCGUGGCUGCCGUCGGCGUCGAUCGCGAUCAACAUCUUCUUGCUGGGAUCCAUAGACGGGAAGUCGUUCGUGAGGUUCUCGGUGUGGUCGGCGUUCCUGCUGGUGUACUACUUGCUGUUCGGGCUUCAUGCGUCGUACGACACGGCGAAGUUGUACGAGUUGGAGGCGGCUCAGGGCAAGACGUACAGGAACGUCGAGGAGGGCAGAGUGCCGCAACCGGCCGCGGCGGCGGAGGAGGAUAAGACCGUAGGCGCCGAUGGCGGGAAUGCUCUUUAGAUUAAAUUUUUUUUAUUUGCUCAUAAGUUGCUUUCCUGUGUCUAUUCAGUAUUCAUUCUCGUGUGCAUAGAUAUCACUACCGUUUUCCUCUUCUCGUUAAGAUGUUAUGAUUGAUUAAAAAAUUCCUAUUGCUUUUCUUUGUGGAUUAUUGAAUCAAUCGAAUUUAUUCAAAACCA